AUGUCUGCGCAAACCCCAGACACUAUUCUGGAUAUAGAGAACAACUCGGUUGCACUCCAACCGCAGAAGCGUCUAAUGACGUUUGUGCUAUCGAAGAAGGUACCUCCAUUACCCUCCGAUGAGGAAAGAAAAUUCUAUCCACAGAGCUCUGCAAACAUAAUAUCGAAGAUAUUUUUCGGUUGGGUCACCCCAAUAAUGAAUGUAGGGUACAAGAGAACAUUGGAGCCGGAUGAUUUAUACAAAUUGACCGAUGACAUCAAAGUUGACCAGAUGACCGAGGUAUUCUACGGGCAUUUGAGAAAGUUAGUGCAUAGCAGCGAAGAGAAACACAUUGCUUUGAAGAGAAAGGAAGCUGGAGAUCAAAGUGAAAGAACCGAUGAGUCGGAUGCUGCAUACAUGGAGAGCUAUGAACUCCCCAAAACACUCACAAUCAAGGCAUUGUUCUAUACAUUUAAAUGGCAGUUUUUGACUUCCUGUCUUUUCUUGUGUCUUUCCAAUAUUGGUAACACAUGUAAUCCUUUACUUGUGAAGAAAUUGAUUCAAUUCGUGGAAGAUAGAACGUUGGGGCUUGAAACCUCUGUAGGAAAGGGUAUUGGAUACUCUUUUGGUACUGCAUUGUUAAUCAUCACCGGUGGUAUGCUUUUAAACCACUUCUUUUACAGAUCUACAUUAACCGGAGCUCAAGCCAAGGCUGUUUUGACCAAGGCUAUGCUCGACAAAUCAUUCAAGUUGAGUAAUGAAUCAAAGCAUAAAUACCCAAGUUCCAAGAUCACAUCCAUGAUGGGUACCGAUUUGUCGAGAAUUGAUUUUGCAAUUGGGUUCCAACCAUUUCUUUAUGUAUUCCCAAUCCCAAUUGGUAUUGCUAUUGCAAUCUUAGUGGUAAAUAUUGGUGUUUCCUCAUUGGUUGGUAUUGGUGUCAUGUUGUUCUUCUUGGUGUUGAUUGCAUUUUCCACUAAGAAAUUGUUCGGAUACAGAUUCACAGCAAACAAAUUCACUGAUAAGAGAGUGAACUAUAUCAAGGAGGUAUUAAACAACUUGAGAGUUAUAAAAUUUUACAGUUGGGAACCACCAUAUUUUGAUAUGAUUUCUGAUGCUAGGCGUGAAGAGAUGAAGAUCUUAUAUAAGAUGAACAUUUUGAGAAAUUUUGUUACAGCGUUUGCCAUGUCUUUAUCUCUUAUGUCUUCCAUGAUUGCAUUUUUAGUGUUGUAUGCACUUAGAAAUAACAGCAGCAGUCCUGCAAGUGUCUUCUCUUCCUUGUCUUUGUUUAAUGGGUUGACCCAACAGGUGUUUUUGAUUCCUAUGGCAUUAUCUUCAGGAAGUGACGCAUUUAUUGGUAUGUCCAGAGUAGGGGAAUUCUUAUAUGCCUCCGAAAUAGAUGAAGCUUCGGCUUCAAUUGAAGCAAAGGAAGAUUUAGCUGAAGUUAUGGAUAAAGACAACAUUGCAAUUGAUGUCAAUAAUGCAACUUUCAAUUGGGAAAUAUUUGAAACUGAAGAAGAGGUUGAUCCAAAGGAAGCUGCUGCAGAUAAAAAGGCAUCAAAGAAAGCGAAGAAAGAAAAUAAAAAGCAACUGGAAAGAGAAACAUCUGCUGAAGCUGAAGAAAAGCAAGCCAAGUCAUUGGACGAGAAAAUGGAUUCUGAAUUACAAUCUUCGACAGAUGCGCAGUCAUCUCUAGAUGACACUUCCUUUCCAGGUCUUAAGGAUAUUAGUCUUUCUAUCAAGAAGGGAGAAUUUAUUGUUAUAACUGGGCUCAUUGGAACUGGUAAAUCAUCUCUCUUGAAUGCAUUAAGUGGUUUUAUGAAUAGAGAUUCAGGAUCUAUCAAUGUUAAUGGUAAUCUUUUGAUGUGUGGACAACCAUGGGUGCAGAAUGCUACUUUUAAAGAAAAUAUUUUGUUUGGAACUGACUACAUUGAAGAAAAGUAUAACGAAGUAGUAUAUGCUUGUUCCUUAGAAAGCGAUUUACAGAUCUUGCCAGCUGGUGAAAGAACGGAAAUUGGAGAAAGAGGUAUUACCUUGUCAGGAGGUCAAAAGGCUAGAAUCAAUUUAGCCAGAGCAGUGUAUGCUAAUCCAGAUAUUAUUCUCUUAGAUGACGUAUUGAGUGCCGUCGAUGCCAGAGUUGGUAAACAUAUUAUGAAUCAAUGUAUCUUGGGAUUAUUAAAGGAUAAGACUAGAAUCUUAGCAACCCAUCAACUUUCAUUGAUUGGUUCUGCUGAUAGGGUAAUCUUCUUAAAUGGAGAUGGUACGAUUUCUAUUGAUACAUUUGAUUCAUUACAGAAAAAUAACGAAGGUUUCAAGAAAUUGAUGACUUUUAGUACUCAAGCCGAAGAGGAGGAAGAAAAGGAAGAAGUAAUUGACGACGAAUUAGACCUUGAAAAAGAGAAUAUUGAACGUCAAUUGACAAGAAGAAAGACUCAAAUUGACGAAGAAGCUGAAAAGAGGGAUUACAAAUCCAAUAAAGAACAUGAAAAGGGAUCUCUUUUUGAAAGUGAAGAAAAAGCUGUUAAUGGUAUCGAAUUUGGUGUUUAUAAGAACUUUGUCAAAUAUGGUUCCGGUAUUUUUAAGCACUAUUCUAUUGUUCCUAUUAUCUUACUUUCCACAGCAUGUGCCACAUUUUGCCAGAUUUUUGCAAAUACUUGGUUGUCUUUUUGGAUCUCAGAUAAAUUUCCUGGCAGAUCAGAUGGCUUUUACAUUGGUCUUUACGUCAUGUUUGUUAUAAUGGCUUUCGUGAUGUUGUCAUUUGAAUUUUCGUUAUUGGCAUACAUGUGUAAUAGAUCUUCCGUGAAGUUAAAUUUUAUGGCUGUUUCUAAAUUGUUGAAAGCACCAAUGAGUUUCAUGGAUACUACACCAAUGGGUCGUAUCAUUAAUAGGUUCACAAAGGAUACUGAUGUGGUUGAUAACGAAGUUGGUGAUCAAAUUAGAUUUUUUUUCUUUUCGUUUUCACAAAUUUGCGGUGUUAUCAUUUUAUGUAUCAUAUAUUUACCAUGGUUUGCAAUCGCCGUUCCUGUUUUGGGAUUUGUGUUUGUUGCGGUCGCAGGCUACUACCAGGCUACUACUAGAGAAAUCAAAAGAUUGGAAGCCGUUCAAAGAUCUUUUGUUUAUAACAAUUUUAAUGAAACUUUAGGAGGUAUGGCAACCAUUAAGGCAUACAAGGCGAAGAAUAGAUUCUUGCAGAAAAACAGUUACUUCCUUGAUAGAACCAACGAAGCAUACUAUUUAACACUUGCCAACCAACGUUGGCUUGGUAUUCAUUUGGAUCUUAUUGCAUGUGUAUUUGCCAUUAUUGUUGCGUUACUUUGUGUGAAUGGAGUCUUCAAAAUUGGAGCAGCAUCUGUAGGUUUGCUUUUAUCCUAUGUUUUGCAGAUCGUUCAACAAUUAGGUAUGCUUAUAAGAACUUAUACCCAAUUAGAAAAUGAAAUGAAUUCAGUUGAAAGAAUUUCACAAUAUGCAUUCCAUUUACCUGAAGAGGCUGCUUUCGAUAUUGAAGAGACAAGACCACCAAGAGAAUGGCCAUUGAACGGGUCAAUUGAAUUUGACAACGUUAACUUGGCAUAUAGACCAGGUUUACCUUUAGUGUUGAAGAACUUAACCUUCAAAGUUAACUCAGCCGAAAAAAUCGGAAUUUGUGGUAGGACUGGUGCUGGUAAAUCUUCUAUUAUGACUGCAUUAUAUAGAUUAAGUGAAUUAUCUGAAGGUAGAGUCUUGAUUGAUGAUAUCGAGAUAGGAACCUUAGGUUUACACCAGUUAAGAUCCAAACUUUCUAUCAUCCCACAAGAUCCUGUUUUGUUCCAAGGUUCCAUAAGGAAAAACUUGGAUCCCUUCGGACAAAGCACUGAUGAAAAAUUAUGGGAUGCAUUAAGAAAGUGUGGAUUAAUCGGAAACGACAAGAUCCAACAAGUUAUGCAUCAACAUAAAGAUGAUGAAAACUUGCAUAAAUUUCACCUUGAGCAAAAUGUUGAAGACGAGGGUGUCAAUUUUUCAUUGGGUGAAAAGCAAUUAAUUGCAUUCGCCAGAGCCUUAGUCAGAGAGCUGAAGAUUUUGAUUCUUGACGAAGCAACAUCUUCUGUUGAUUAUGAAACUGAUAGUAAGAUUCAAAAGACCAUCGCCAAUGAGUUUAGUCACUGUACCAUUUUAUGUAUCGCACAUAGAUUGAAGACUAUUUUGUCAUACGACAAGGUUUUGGUUUUAGAUAAAGGUGAAUUGAGAGAGUUUGACACUCCAUGGAACUUGUUCAACACUCAAGAUGGAAUUUUCCAACAAAUGUGUGAAAAGAGUAACAUUGUUGCUGAAGAUUUUGAAAAUAGUAGUAAAUAG
Dujonia railenensis is the source of this 4308-nucleotide messenger RNA. The record is from the annotation of a GenBank genome assembly. NCBI's taxonomy places the organism in Eukaryota, Fungi, Ascomycota, Pichiomycetes, Serinales, Debaryomycetaceae.